CAAAUAUUUUUAGCGUGAAGCCCACGAGGUCGCCUUUUGUGGGUCCCUUGUCUCUCUCUCUCUCUCUUUCUCCGUAUCGUCUUCAGCCUCCAAAACCCCACGAAACGGCGAGCCACCGUAGACCGAGUCAUAAUCGAUGAGACAAUGCUCCGUACGUUUAACGGUUUGAAGAUCAACAACCUUUCUUCUCGAAAAGCUCGUCUCUCGCCAUGACUCUCCUCUCUAGAUUCUUGGUCACCAAAGUGGUUACCAGAUACACACAAUCUCUCUACUCUAACCAGAAACAUGGAACAUCUCUCAAGGUUUCUCUAGUUUUGCCUCAGUUCAGAAAUUCGAGUAAUGGGUAUCAUUCAUUGUCCCUUCUCCCUUACGCUAAAGGAAGAUCUUUCGGUCAUAGUCUUCUCUCACGAAGCUAUGUAGUCAAGCAACGUGCUCAAUUCUCUUUGAAAUGGCUUCUUAAUAGAUACUCUACCCACCAAUGGAACUUACCUAGGAUAAGCAUGGUCGCUCAAGCCUUUUGCUUGUCUGUAUCCCGUUCGCACUUGUUAGUACCUGGCGUGUUAGCUCUCACUUGUAGGAAAGUUGCAUAUGCGCAAAGGCCCGCUCCAACUCCUCCUGUUUUUAUACGGUCUCCGCAGCAGUUUUCUCUUUACAGGAACGCCGUGAACAUCCCUGUGGUUAUCUCUACUUUGUUUCUUUCCGCGGUGAAAAGUGUGGCUCUCCUCGGGAGAGCUCUCUAUUUAGCAGUCUUGCUUUCUCCUAAUCUCGUGAUGGCUUUGUUGGAGUUUUCAUGCGGGCCUCGGUUCAGAAAGUUGCGGCAUGAGGUCCUCCAUCGAACUCUGGAGAAAGCUGGUCCUGCGUUUAUCAAGUUCGGCCAAUGGAUCGCCACGAGACCUGAUCUGUUCUCUAAGGAUCUGUGUUUGCAGCUCUCGAAGCUUCACAGUAACGCCCCUGAGCACAGCUUUGAGUUCACCAAAAGAACCAUCGAGAGAGCGUUUGGUCGUAAGCUCUCUGAUAUAUUCGAGGAGUUUGAUGAGGCGCCAGUGGCUUCCGGGAGCAUAGCUCAAGUCCAUAGAGCCACCUUGAAGUUUCAGUAUCCAGGACAAAAGGUGAAGUCCUCCGAAGUCGCUGUUAAAGUCAGACAUCCUUGCGUUGAGGAGACGAUGACGAGAGACUUUGUGAUAAUCAAAAUGGCGGCAAAGCUAACUACUUUCGUCCCGGGUCUGAACUGGCUUAGGUUGGAUGAGUGCGUGCAGCAGUUUAGCCUCUACAUGUUGUCUCAAGUUGAUCUCUCGAGGGAAGCUUCUCAUUUGAGUCGGUUUAUAUACAACUUCCGUGGAUGGAAAGAUGUCUCUUUCCCUAAGCCUGUGUUUCCCCUUGUGCAUCCCUCCGUUCUGGUUGAGUCAUUCGAGCACGGAGAGAGCGUGGCUCGUUAUGUGGAUGGACCAGAAGGACAUGAAUGGCUUAAGUCAAAAGUAGCUCAUAUCGGAACUAAUGCUCUCUUGAAGAUGCUCCUGGUGGACAACUUCGUUCAUGCUGAUAUGCAUCCCGGGAACAUUCUUGUCAGGAAGAACGGUGCCAAAAGAGGUCUGUUCAGAUCGAAGAAGCCACACAUUAUUUUCCUUGAUGUAGGGAUGACUGCAGAGCUCUCGAAAACGGACAGAGACAACCUACUCGGUUUUUUCAAGGCGGUUGCACGUAGAGAUGGUCGGACUGCCGCUGAACGGACACUUAAGUUAUCUAAACAACAGAAGUGUCCUAACCCACAGGCCUUUGUCGAGGAAGUAGAAGAAGCGUUUAGAUUCUGGGGAACAGCAGAAGGAGAAUCAGUUCAUCCAGCAGAUUGUAUGCACGAGUUAUUCGAGAAAAUGAGAAAUCAUAGAGUUAAUAUUGAUGGCAAUGUCUCCACCGUGAUGUUUACAACAUUAGUCCUCGAGGGAUGGCAACGGAAGCUGGAUCCGGGAUAUGAUAUAAUGCGAACGCUACAGAAAAUGCUGCUGAAAACGGAUUGGAUGAAGUCACUUUCCUACACGGUCGAUGGACUGAUGGCUCCCUAGAUUUGACAAAGGUUUAUUUUUUAUUAUUAUUAUUAUUAUUAUUUUGUACACGGUUGAAUCUCUUUUGAGAGCCAACUUUUGUUUCGACUUAGGAGUUGAUGAAACGCCAUCUUUUACAGAAAAGAAAAAUGAAAGACAAAAUUCAAAAUU
This is a messenger RNA of Brassica oleracea var. oleracea, 2207 nucleotides long. RefSeq lists its product as uncharacterized. The coding region runs from base 210 to 2057 and encodes 615 amino acids. NCBI's taxonomy places the organism in Eukaryota, Viridiplantae, Streptophyta, Magnoliopsida, Brassicales, Brassicaceae. The transcript has 5 exons. The record is from RefSeq and is a predicted model, not a curated record.